Actinia tenebrosa (Australian red waratah sea anemone) is the source of this 4502-nucleotide messenger RNA. RefSeq lists its product as uncharacterized. Gene Ontology annotation, molecular function: intracellularly cGMP-activated cation channel activity; protein-containing complex binding. NCBI's taxonomy places the organism in Eukaryota, Metazoa, Cnidaria, Anthozoa, Actiniaria, Actiniidae. Gene Ontology annotation, biological process: monoatomic cation transmembrane transport. The record is from RefSeq and is a predicted model, not a curated record. Gene Ontology annotation, cellular component: plasma membrane; intracellular cyclic nucleotide activated cation channel complex.
UCUUUGAUAGUUUGUCUAUCUUAUUAAACUUUAAUUAUCUAGUUUGAGGUACUGAAAUAUUGAAGUCCCAACAGAUUGUUCAUUCGAGGGGCGACCGAAAACAGCUCUGAACAAUAAGACAAGUUUUUCCCACUCGGCACUAGCCUUUGAGCAGAGGAUAGUUUAGACCUUCAAGUAUCAAAGGGAGCUGUCAUUAAGAGGCAAUGAGAAGAACGACACGACAUCUAAAGAACGACACGACAUCUAAAGAACUAGGGUGUUUUCUCCGGCUCUCAGAUCAAGAAUUUCGGCCGUUACCUCAAGGAAUUCAGUCAAAGAUCAUACACUUCGAGGCUGAUGCCCGCGGCAAAAAAUAAAAGAAUGAGGAACGGAGGAACAUCCUUAAGCUGUCACCCAGGAGUGUCGCUGUCCAAUGGCAAGCCAAGCGAAGAACAUAUUGAAGUUCCUAAGGUUGUGAUAGAGAACACAGAAGAGYCGACUGGGUUUGCGAGCUCUGUCUUCAAGGUUCUUUCCAUGCAACGCUUCUAUACCAAGUCCGUACGCAAGUCACGUGAAACAUGGCUGCAGAAGUAUGCAUAUCAUAGGGCUAACGAAGAACGUGAAUGGCGCAGACCCCUGAUGCGUAAGUCUCCAUCACCAACACCUCAGCCUGAGAGCCCUGCUUCCGACCAACCAGGAACCUCCAAUAUCAACGAUGAGCAUGACUCAAUCGAUGAAACCGCUGACUUCCAAAGAUCGUGUUGCAUGUCYCUCGUGCUUGAGCCAUCCGGAGAUUUUUAUUUCUGCUGGCUGUUGAUCGUUUCUCUUGGAGUAUUGUACAAUUAUUGGGCGAUAAUUCUGUUCAUCGCUUAUCCUUCGAUUUACACCGAUAACAUCAAGACUUGCUUUGGAAUCGACUACUCCUUCGAUUCUAUUUUUCUGCUUGACAUUCUCAUUCAGUUCCGCACGGGAAUCCUUGAGGAUGGUAUCAUGGAACGUAGGGGUAAGACACUCGUGGCUCACUACGUGAAAUCCUGGGGUUUUGUCCUGGACAUUCUCUCAGUGAUACCCUUUGACCUGUUGUACCUGGUAGUCGGUCUAUACCCGAUUCUCCGAGUCAACAGAUUUUUGAAAGUUCACAGAUACUUCCUGUUCUGCGAUCGCGGAGAGAUCUUCAGCGGCCGUCCAAAGCUGUUCAACCUUUUCAAGCUUAUUCACUACUUGUUCCUGAUCAUUCACUGGGUUGCCUGUUUGUAUUUUAUUCUCUCGAGAUUCGAAGGGUUUGGUCAAGACGAUUGGAUUCAUCCUAAACUGGAGGGACCUCUUGCAGCGGUGAGCAUGCAAUACUUGUACAGUCUGUACCGCUCAAGCGUUAGCAUGACUACAGUAGGCACGGUAACCUCGCCUAAUACUCUAUUGACCAUGAUAUUUGUCAUAGUGACGUAUCUGUGUGGUGUAUUGAUUUUCGCUACCAUUGUUGGCAACGCUGGCGACAUGAUCGUUGAUAUGAGAAAAGCCAGGGAACUGUAUCUGAGAAAGUUAAAUGGAAUGAAGGCGUAUAUCGAGGCGCAUCAGUUAUCAGCACAGCUGAAGAAACGGGUCAUCCAGUGGUUCGAUUAUCUCUGGACUCAAAAACGAGACAUGGAUGAAGAACAACUCUUCGCCAAACUCAACGACAAUUUCAAAGCCGAAAUUGCGAUACACGUUAACUUGGAAACGCUGAUUAAAGUCGAAAUGUUCCAAGACUGUGAUCCAGGAUUUCUGCACGACCUUGUGCUAAAACUAAAGCCGUCGAUCAGUUCUCCAGGGGAUUUUAUCUGUAGACAAGGGGAGAGAGGACGGGAGAUGUAUAUAGUUAAUAAAGGACAAGUAGAGGUCCUAGAUGAAAUGGAGACGAUCCUGGCAACUCUGAAAGCUGGGAGUCACUUCGGUGAGAUUAGCCUGCUGAACAUGAAGGGCAUCGGAGAUCGACGCACCGCCUCGGUUCGCUCUGUCGGGUUUACUGAUCUGUUUCGGCUGUCCAAAGAUGAUCUCGAUGAAGUUCUGCUAUUUUACCCUCAUGAAAAAUCCCACAUGGAAAGGAUCGCAACGAAGACUUAUGAGAAACAGCAAAGAGAAAGACGACGCSAAGCGUCAAAGAAGAACGAACAUGAAGGUAGUUCAUUGAACGACCCUCGGAAAUGGUUUUCAGCAGACACGGAAACCCUACGAAGACGACUAUCUUGGGUAGAAUCGGUCAACAACCUGAGACGCUUUGCCAGYAGAGUCAGGAAAAACCAACCGCCAAAGGACCAAAGUGCGAAGCAAAUUCUCCAGGAAUUUUCUCACAAGGCACAACAGCAGCGAAGUAACGAGGAAUCGCGUCGAUUAAUUGAAGAUUUUGUGGCGGAAAUCCGCGCGCGUGAGGACGAAAAAGCAGAGAMGAACGGCUCUGAUUACUCACGGAUUGCCAAUUCUAGUUCUUCAGACUGCCUGACGUCUGAGCAGCUUUGCGAAAGGCUCCGUAAGUUCAGAAAUAUGACCAAACGUUCAUCCUUCACCCUACUGGACAAGGGCGACACAGCAGCGGCGUUGGAGUUGGUUGCGCCAACAUAUGACAGGCCUCUUCGUCCGCGCUCUUUUACGACCGGACCUCUUCUCAAAGAUGAACAAACUGUUCUGAAUUUUCAAACAUUGAAUAAAUCGUCAUCCAAGUCGCUGGUGAAACUUGGAUCAUUCCAUGGUCAAGGAGAGUCGAAGCCAAUUUUGGGACAAACGCUGACUAGUGACCCAGGAAGAGAAAAAGUUUUUCAUAUGUUCGCAAGGAAAAGUUUAAAACCGAAGAGCAUCAAAUCACAGCAUGUCAAUAGCUUUGUCGUUUCCAAGGAAGAUUCUCYGGAAUCUCUGAGGUUCAAAGAUAUCGUGCGCUCUACCAUGGAACGCAAAAGAAAAUGGUUUGAAGGUAACGAUCAAGUUAMUAGUGACAUAACCAAGAAAAUUCCAGGGGAUGAAGACCGCGCGCAGAAGAAAAAUUCCAAAGGAAAACACAGUUCAAAGCAAUUGUCUGUCACUAUAGAGAAAGGUGCURAGACCGUCGGGUUGAAAAACCUGAUGACACUGCCAGCCAUCAGAAUUGAGAACGAAACUGUUGAGGAUUCAAAGAAUGGUAGUUGUGUAAUGGGAGAGUCCGUGAAACAAAGUGAUAAGCGUACUGAUAAUGAAACUGGGUGUGGCGCAAGUGAAAUGAAAGGGGAGUCUGUCAACACCGGCAACAGCAGCAGCAACAACAAUGAUUGCAAAAGAUCAGAACAUACAUGUGCAUUGAGUAAUAGCAGCCACGACAGCAGCACUGGCCAACAUGAUAACAAAAACCAGAGCAAAAGUAAACCACAAAAUACAAAAGGUCUUCCCAGCAUUGAUAAGAACGACAACGAGAACRAYMGCACUAGAAACGACAGCAACAACAACAGCAACAAAAACAGGAGUAACAGUAAUAGCAACAUUAACAAGCCAAAAGGUACGCCAUUUUCGUCUGAAGAAUUAUCACAAAUCAAAGAGAAGGACAAACAAAAGCCGCAGCUCAAAGACGACAAAAAAUUGCCACAAAGUGUUUCAAAACCGCAGGAAACACAGAGCAGCGGAGAAAAAGACCCCCAACAAAAAAGCACAAAGCAAACGACGGUCACUUUGCUUCACCCAGCUGCACAGUGCGCAUGCUCUGCAUUAGAUACCAGCAGGAAAACAMCGCGGGCUCCUGAACACACCGACAAGAAGAAAACAGAGGUUAUAGAUGCCAAGAAAGAGUCCAGUCACGAAAUAUCGAACGCGAAAGAUCCAAAGAAAAUUACCAAGGAAAAACCAAAAAACAUGGAAGAAACUUGCUGUUGAAUGCGAUGUCCAUAACUUUUUGUUCCAAAGAGAAGGUUGACUCAAAGUAUCAAAAACAUAAUGACGAAUAAAAAACUGACUUUGUUUUGCGAGAUUGACACAAAAUWAAGGAACUGUAGCUGACAAAACUGUGACGGGACCUUGUACCAUGAAGGAACUGAAGUUUAGAAGUUGAUUUAAGUUGUCAAAAAAAUAUCUURUCUUUAUUGAAAAUGAAAUUAAAAAAUUGUGUAUUGGAAGCGACCUGUUCGCAUAGUUCUAACGAAAAUCCAAGGAAUCUUGGYGCGUCUAAUGCGGAAAUACAGGCAUAUUACGCAAAAAUGUUUAAUGCUGCAAAAGAGUAAAAUAAGCUUCUAAUCCAGUCCGUGCAGCAAAGUAACGUAUCGUUAACCAUUGCUAUUAAGCAACAUUUUCUCUGCAGGUUGAAAAUGUUGCGCAUCAAGCCGCGUGAGUUCAUUUUCUUGCUCGCAUUACCGUAAAUUCGAAAAGUCUACAGGAAGACSUCGAGAUGAAAAGGUUUGUGGGAUAAUAAAGUUUACUAUAGCGUCAUAUUCAACACCCUAUGGCGCUUUACAAUUAGAAUAAAUGGAAUAGUUUAAACUAUAUUAUACAGCUAACUAAUAUAUUUAUCUAUGUAUGAAAUAAAACUAGAAAAA